This is a messenger RNA of Lagenorhynchus albirostris (white-beaked dolphin), 2087 nucleotides long. It is a transcript of the gene SPATA7, whose product is annotated as spermatogenesis associated 7. Lineage: Eukaryota; Metazoa; Chordata; Mammalia; Artiodactyla; Delphinidae. The record is from RefSeq and is a predicted model, not a curated record. Gene Ontology annotation, cellular component: axoneme; photoreceptor distal connecting cilium; rod photoreceptor outer segment. Gene Ontology annotation, biological process: photoreceptor cell maintenance; protein localization to photoreceptor connecting cilium; protein localization to photoreceptor outer segment. The transcript is spliced from 12 exons. The coding region runs from base 147 to 1949 and encodes 600 amino acids.
GCAACCUGCUUUGCGUCAGUCUUCAGCUCCUGCCGCCGCCCGCGGCUUCUUUCUCGCCAAACGUCUGCUGCGGGGGCUGGCCCGGCCCCGGGAAGGACCAAAGGGGACCCAGCGUGUCCCCACGGCGGCUGCAAGAGGAUCUAAACAUGGAUGGCAGCCGGAGAGUCAGAGCAACCUCUGUCCUUCCCAGAUAUGGUCCACCCUGCCUAUUUAAAGGACACUUGAGCACCAAAAGUAAUGCUUUUUGCACUGACUCCUCCUCUCUCAGACUAAGUACCCUCCAACUGGUCAAGAAUCACAUGGCUGUUCACUAUAAUAAAAUCCUUUCAGCCAAAGCUGCAGUAGACUGCUCAGUUCCACUAAGCAUGAGUGCCAGCAUCAAAUAUGCAGACCAACAACGAAGAGAGAAACUCAAAAAGGGAUUAGCACGGUGUGAAAGGGAAUUGAAAUUAACUAAAACUGCAAUGCAAUCCAAUUCUAAAAGUAAUUCCAAGUCAUUAUUUAACACUCUACAAAAGCCUCCAGGAGAACCACAAGAUGAAGAUGCUAUGUUAUUCGAAGAAGUGAACAGAUUUCCAUCCUUUAAAAGGUCACCAGUAACUUCUUCAGAGCGACUACACUUAAAUCCACAUAAUUCCGAUAAAGUCCUCACAAAUGGUACUGAGAAGAACUCCAGUUCCUUCCUGUCCAGCAUGGAUCACGCUGCCUCUGGGCCCAGGACAUCAUCCUCUGGAACCUCCUACGGCAGAAGGCCCCGGAGCACAUCCCUAAAUUCCCAGCGGUUUCAGUUAGUAAUUUCAAAAGCACCCAGUGGGGACCUUUUGGAUAAACAUUCUGAACUCUUUUCUAACAGACAUUUGCCAUUCACCCCACGCACUUUAAAAACAGAAGCAAAAUCUUUCCUGUCACAGUAUCGAUAUUAUACACCUGCCAAAAGAAAAAAGGAUUUUACAGAUCAGCAGAUAGAAGCUGAAACUCAGACUCAAUCAAGCAGCUUUCAAUCUGAUUUUGAGACAGUUGAGAUUAAGAACUUCACAGAUUCAGAAAUGAACAUAAAGCAGGCAUCUAGCUGUAUGUCGUAUGGUACCAAAGGAAAAAUAACCCCUUUACCUUUACAAGGACAUGAAUUACCAUGGGAUGAGGUUAAAGACAGUGCUCUUCAGUGUUCCUCAUCAAGGGCAGUAUGUCAAUGUUCCCUGCAGCCUCCUUCAGGGAGAAAAAUCUAUUCUGAUGAAGAAGAACUGUUGUAUCUGAGUUUCAUUGAAGAUGUAACAGAUGAAAUUUUGAAACUUGGUUUAUUUUCAAACAGGUUUCUAGAACGACUGUUUGAGAGACAUAUAAAACAAAAUAAACAUCAUUUGGAGGAGGAAAAAAUGCGCCACCUGCUACAUAUCCUAAAGGUGGACUUAGGCUGCAUGUCCAAGGAAAACUCAGUAAUGCUAGAUGAUGUUGGUAUGUUGCAUUUACUUGAUUUUGAAAAGGCUGAGAAUUCAGAACAAAAUGAAUAUAAAAAUGAACAAGAUUUAGCCAUUCAACAGGAACGUCAAGAAUACCAAAAAGCUUUGACUAUGUUAUUGUCUGUUCCAAAGGAUGAGAACAAGAUAGUCUCUUCACCAAAUGAAUUUUUCCUGCCUGUCUAUAAAUCACAGGAUUCAGAAGGGGUUAUAAUUCAACAGGUAAAUGAUGAAACGAAUCUUGGAACUUCAGUUUGGGAUGAAAAAAAUGUAAGUAUGUCAGACAGUUUACUAGACCAAGAAACUUCUGUGAAUGUCAUUGAUGGAGACAAUGACAAUGACAAAGUCGAGACUUCAAAUGAAUUGUGUUGUUUUAGCACAGCACUCUCCCCGUCUGUUCAGUUAUGCAGUGUCAAAGAUGGUAAUCAGGACAUGGAAGGACCAACUCUCAAAAUCAUGGAAAUGAGCAUUGAGGACCGAUCUUUCGAUGCUUGAUCUUCAUUAAUAAAUAUCCCAAAUGGCCAAUAAUUCAACAUUCCUUUCACUUUUUUUUUUUUUACUUUUUUUUACUUUUUUAUAUUAAGAUUUGUUUGUUUUCUAUGUUGUAUAAUAAAUUACUGUAAAUUUAGCAGC